AUGGGCCAGUUUGGGGGCCAGAUCCCGGCGGUUGCGGUGCAUGGGAGUGUGCCACACCACGGGCAAGCACGCAAGGCAGGUCACGCCCCCCCUCGCUGCUCAGAACCCCCAGAGAAUUUAAGGCAUGAAGCCUCCUGCCUGUCUCAGUGUGCUGGUGAGCACAAUGUGCUGAAUCUCCCACCAGGAUCCAGGCUCAGCUAUAGGUAUUCUUCUUCUACCCACACUUUUCUUCAAGGGGUCAUGCACAAAAGGAGUGGCAUCAUCUUGGACAGCACAGUGCUCAUCGAAGUGCAAGCAAAAUGCCAUCACGUUUUAAAAUUGCAAGAUGUGCAGAUAAAGACAGCCUUUGAAUCCAGAGAGGAGUUGUUCAAGGACAAUAACAGUCUAAGGGAGGUGCUGGAGCAACACCCACUGCAGUUUUGCCUUUGUAAUGGGAAGAUCCCAAAGAUCUUCCCUCAGCAGAGGGAACCAACCUGGGCGCUCAACAUCAAGCGAGGAGUUCUCAGUGUUCUUCAGACAUCAUCCGCCAAUAGCAGCACAGAAGAGGUGGAUGUCUUGGGGAUAUGUCCAACCAUAUACCAACAGAAAGGGUCUCUCCUUCUGAAGACAAAAGAUUUAAACCUGUGUACUCACCGGUUUUCCGAAUUUACUGCUCUGAGGUCUGUUGCUCUGCCUGGUGCACCAGCCCAACAGCAGUGGCCUCUCUUCUCAAAACUUGAAUGUAUCCAGCAGUUUGAGGAGGGGAUCCUGGCAGAAGUCAAGUGCACUGAAUCCACCCUUAUUACACCUUCUGUGAGAAGUGGCAGUGGUGGCUCAAAGAUACAGAGUCAAACCACAAUGAAGCUGUUGCGAAGGGAAGCUGGUAGAAGAAUCGAGAGAGGAGAUGACCAGAAUGUCUAUGAGAGUAACCUACUCUAUGAAAAGGAAAAGCCAGUGAGGCAGCCCAGUGAAGAGGAGGUGGCCUCAAUUCUGCAGAGGCUGUGUGUGUCGCCUAGGGUGAAUUCUGAGUCAGCAGAUCUCUUCAUGAAGCUGGUGUUCGAACUUCAGCACCUCUCUGUCAAAGCUUUGCUGAGCCUGUGGCGGAGAUCUUCACUGAAGUGCAGACACAACUGGCAACCCCUGGUGGAUGCUCUCCCCGCCUGUGCAACUGAAGCCUGCAUUGUCCUGAUGAAAGAGAUGAUUGUGUCAGAAGAACUGGAAAAGGACCAAACCGAGUCUUUCCUGUGGUCGCUCGCCUUCAUUCCAGAGCCCACUGCAGGCAUGAUUGAGGCCUUUGCUCCUCUGCUGGAGUCACCAGGAGGAGGGCCGAGUGCCUUUUUGGCAAUAACUGCCCUUGUGCAUCACUUCUGCUCUAUGGGGGACGCUUGUGACCAGGAUCCAGCAGUACGGGGGGUCAUCAGGAAUCUAGAGGAAUACCUGGGAAGAAACUGUACCGUGCAUGAAUCAGAAAGGCCUGGGCAGGUGGAACUUGUUUUAAAAGCCAUUGGAAAUGCAGGGCUAGCAGGGACGUCUCUUGCCUCCUUCCUGAGUUCCUGUGCAAGCCGGAAAAGAAACCCUACGGAAAUCCGGCUGGCUGCCAUAGAGGCUUUCAGACGCAUUCCUUGUGCAGCCAAUCGCACCACAUUAGUCCAACUGUAUCAAACCUAUGAUGAGGAUGUGGAAAUAAGAAUUGCUUCUUAUCUUAUGUCCCUAAAAUGCCCAAGUGAAGAAUUAUUUAACCAAAUUAAAUGGACUUUACAGGAGGAGAAGUCCAGCCAAGUGGGUUCUUUUGUGUGGAGUCACCUUUCUCAAAUCUUGGAAACGAAUGAUCCGCUGAAGCAAGAUCUUAAGAAUUCUCUUCCCGAUGACAUUCUCAGUAAAGAGUUUGACGGGGAGGCAUGGAAGUUUUCCUCCUAUUCAGAUGCCACUUUCCACUCAGCAUCAGUAAGUGCAAAUGCUGACACCAGGCUCAUCUUUUCACCUUCAUCCUUCAUUCCACGCAUGAUUGCAACCAACUUGACCAUCUAUGGGCUGAGACGAGCUGUCAAUCUCUUGGAGCUGGGUAUCAGGCUGGAGAAUGUGGAAGAUGUUGUUCAGAAAUUCUUCGGCCUCCAUCCUGUUAGAGAUAACAAAGAACGGAACUCAAAAGUGGAAUCGCCAGAAGAGGAGGCAGCAAGCAAAGUACAGCCAAACAAGCAGACCACCAGAAGAUACGCUCAUAGGAAUGGUUUUCUUCCUAAAGAUGACAAGUCCAAGUUGAAGAGGGAAAAUCUGAACUGCCCAGGGGGGCAGUACAAUAAGAUGAGUGAGUUAGUGAAAAAGUUCACCAAAAGAAUGGGGAAGAGGAAGGAGCCAAAAUGCAAUCUGAGCAUAAAAAUCUUUGGGAAUGAGCUCUUGUUUUUGGACUGUGGACAUCUAAGGAAUCAAGUGAAACACUACUACCUGGACCUUGCAGAGUUGGGUGUCAAGCUGCUAAAGGGCCAAGAAGUCCAGUUUAAUAAACGUCUAAGUUUGGCCACUGAACAGUUGCUGUUCCCAGCCAUCUCUGGCUUGCCUGUCCUCCUGGCUUUAAACGCUUUAGCGGCCGUGAACGUGACUCUCAGAGGCAAUGUGGAUUUCAAACAGCGGAACAAUUUUUUCGUCAAUGGCUACAUCAAACCAAGCGCAAUAUUUCAAAUUUCUGCCCAAAUGGGAACGGUGGGAUUUCUAGGCCAAGCUGGCUUGAAAUGGGCCACCAGCUUACGGUCAUCAACCAGCCUUGAUGGAGGGAUCCAGGCAAAAAAGGGGAAAGAGUUCAAGUUAUUUUUGAAUACUCCCGAAGACUCCAUGGAAAUUGUAUAUUUUAGUUCUCAGCUGUUUGUAACCAAAGCUGAUGGAACGGAAAGUGUCAACAUUGUCCCACGCGAGAUUGAAACUAAAUCAUGCACGAAUGAAGAAGUGUCUAAGGCUCUGGGCUGGCAAUUGUGCUCUGAGGUUUCUGUCCCUGGCAAAGAGGCCGGAGGUUUCACUUUCCCAGUCCCUGGACCAACGAAAGCCGCUGUCACAUUGAAGAAGCAAGACAGAAGACUACACCAGUACUUAAUGAAAGCUGCAUAUAAUUAUGUUUCCCAGAAAGGUUCCUGGAUCCCAGAUGAAGCUGGCUUGCAUUUCUUUAUGGGGACUCCAAAAUCAGAGCUGAAAAGAGACAUUGCUAUAGACUUACAUUUCAAUAUCCCCCAAAAGAAACUGACGUUUGUAUUUGUUCAGCCAAAGAAAAAACUGCAAAUGAAUGGGGAAAUUGAAGUCUCUAGACACUCCCGAGUUGGGCAUCUGGAAUUAAUAGUAGAUGAUAGCAAUGUCUAUUAUGUUAAGGGAAGGAUAGAUUUGCAGAUGGGGAGUGGGGAGCAGCGGUAUGUGACCCAGCUGGAGGCAAAGUUGCUCAGACACGGAAGCCCCAUUGUUCUGUCUGGAAAUGUCACAAAGCAACCUGGCAAGAAGAUGGCCGUUUGGGUGUCCUUGAUUAAUCUGUUGAAAGAUGCAGCCGUCUUUUCAGUAUGCUUGGAGAAAAAGACAGGUGACACACUGAAGCAGUACUCACUGGAAGGAGAAACCCAUAUUCCAGGAAUUCUAGGCUCCCAUCUCAUCGGUCUAAUGCAACAGCGAGGAAGUCUCUGGUCCAGUGCCUUGAGAAUUAAAUAUGGAUUGUUUGAAGAUGCAAAAAACCUUAGACAGGAAUGUAACACAGCCCAGAAGUUAAAAGCGGAGAAUGGCCCACCUGGCACCUACAAGAUGAAUCUGGAACAUGAGUUUUACUGCACUCAGAUUCUGGCUUACAAUCACAAGGUUCAUUUGCACCAUGAAGAAACGGCAUCUCAGCUGCACUCCAAACUGGAGGUGAACUAUGGAAAGCACUGGGAUGAAUUCAACAACAAGAAGAGGGUGUUGGUCAGCCAGACCUUUAAAAAUAAUUCCAACCCAAAUCUGACCAGUUAUUUCAUGGAGUUCACAGCUCAUGUGUCAGAAAAGGAAGUGGACUACAGGACGCAGCUCCAGCACUCCCAUUCGGCUCAGAGUUUCACAGAAAGCAGCACCCACUUCAAAGUGCAGUACAACAACCGCCUGCCGUUCGUAGCAGGGCUGCAGUGGAAAGAUUCCUCCAGACCCGACCUGAGGAAAUGGGAAGGCACAUUCAACAUGGACACCCCUUGGCUGUACCUCUACGCUGCUCACAAGUUGCACCAAUUGCAUCGUUCGACUUAUUCAGCAACCACGGAGUUCACUGCUGGGAAGGCCUUUGUCAUCAAAGGUCUGGCCGUGGAAAUCUUCUGUAGAGAUAAAGAAGGUGACAAGGAAGGGAGACUCUGGAUCCACACGCCAACCACGACCUACCUGCGGGCAUCCACAGUCAAUCGGUUCGAGAAGAACAUUCUGCACAGCCAAACUGAAAUAGUGUCUCUGUGGAACCAGCUGAUCAAGAAUGAGAUUCGUCUGGAAAACAGCGAAUACACCAAGUUUCUCCAUUUCAAGAUCAAGUCCGCCAAACAAGAGUUUAAUAUCUCAGCUGCUUACUUUCACUUGGAGGCGCCUAAAAAGACCAAUGUCUCCAUGUGGGUUUUGUGGACGGACAACAAGAACCUGCCAGUCAUGUUGGAUGUUGGGGCACAGAUAGAAGAAGUCAGGAAGGAAAAAAUGUUCUAUCAAAAACAGGGGAUCCUCCACUUCAGGCAUCUGUUUAAAUUGCCCAUUCCACAAAGUUUCCUUCUUCAGGAAACCUUUACAGUGGACAAAAAGGAGAAGCACUAUUCCUUGGAGACCAAAGUUUUGAUCAAUGAGUUGGAAGAGUCUGUCCAAACACUCACACUGGGCUAUCAAACUGAAAAUCCAUACAUUUGUGCUGCGUUGGCUCAUCCUUACAGCAGCAAGACAUUUCCCAAGCGCACAGAAGCCUGUUUCACGACUCGGAAUCUCAGCAGUCUCCAGUUUCCACGCUCAGUAGUCAUGACGGGGGAGCUCUUUUCUAAAGAAACCAAGCUGGGAAAUUUUGACUGGGGUUUGAAUAUGAACACAACAGUCAACCAAAAGGACACUUCACAGUUCAGCGCUCUUCUGAACAGAUCGGAAACUCACUUGGGAAUUUAUUCUCAGCUUUCUCAUCUGAAUCAGUCAACUGUUCUUCCAAGUUUCCAGGCUCAUGCUACCACAAAGCGUUAUGGUGGAAACAGUCUCAAUGGAUCCUUUUACCUUCAUUCCAGCGGGAAAGACCUGGUGCUUCUUGAGGCUGAUUUUAACAGCGAGGCAAAAAAGAGUUCCAAGACUGUCGGAGUGAGCGUCUUUUUAAAACAGGCGAUUCUGACCCAGUUGAGAUAUCUGUGGCUGCAGCUCCUAGGGAAGAUUUCACCAUCCAGAAGUAUGCUGUAUUCUGUGAUGAAGAUGAGUCAGAAUUCCUUUUGCUUGGACAUUGUAGGAGCCAAGGAGCAGAAAGCGGGUCUUGUGCUGACCUUCCAUGCCAGUGUACAACAUGAUAUGGGUAGUUUAAAGAGCCUCCUCCCCCAAGAUCUUUCCCUGAAUGGUUCUCUGAAGUGCAAGAGCAACAUUCAUGAAGGAGCUGUAAGCUUGGCGAUGAACCAGUCAGUGUAUAGAUUGCACAUCUUGAACAGGAAUGUGCUUGGGAACUCAAGCGUUCAUAAUAUCACCGCAACCUUGAGCCAAAAUGGCAGCAGAGCGUUGCCGGCAGCAGCCAAGCUAAGAGGACAACUGGAGCUCAAUGAAGGACUCCACAGAGGUGUAGCCAGGAUGGAUCUGGACAAAACCAUUCUUUGCAUAGCAGUCUCCAAAGUCAGUCUUCGGGAACAGACUGGAGUCACAGGCACGCUCUUGCACAACAUGCAUGCCUUGUCCUCAGCAGGGCUGCCCACAGAAAGCAGCGUCACAGCCACGUAUGGCCAUGUCAGCAGCACCAAUCAGACCGUCACUGUUAAACUGCUGGGAGGCAAAAAACAGAUUACUGUAGUCUUGGGGAUUGAGAAACUGCACUUAGCGACUCUCCAGGCCCAGCUAACAGCCAGUUUGGAUCACAACAUUGUGGAGCUAAAGAACCACGGCGUUCCUUUCACUGUUGAAGGGACCUGCUACUACCAGAAUUUCAGCACCAGGCUUGCAGUGGGGAUGACUGUCCAGGCCGAGGAAGAACAGUUGAAGGUUGAACUGGAGCAUCAAGGCAUCAAUGGAACAGCAGGCUUUGCUCUUUAUCUCUAUCAUAAUGUGGCUGUCCUGCUUCAUUUCGUCCCACCAGUAGUACAGUAUCUCUGUGCCCUUAACAUCCCACGAGGUCUACAGGUCAGAGUGCUCAUUAACCCGCAAGCAAACAAGCCCAUGUCCCUGUUGAAUAUGACCACAGAUGGAUGGGAAAUGAAUUCAGAAUCAGUAGCAGAGGGGAAACCUCCAUUAAAGUGGUACGGGUUUGCAUCCCUGGUGAGCCCAGGUGCACCUGGUUUCAAGCACACCGCAGAGUUGAGAGGGUUUUAUAAUCCAGAGAAAUGCAGUUUGGGAAGUGAUAUCAGAGCUUCAAGCAACCAAGCGAUUGGGCUGCUGAAAUUGAAAAUGAAAUUCAAAGAGCCCUACCUGGGCAUUAUUGAAUGGUGCUGGAAAAAACGGAGCCAACCCAAAAGUGCAGGCAAGAGAUUCUCUCUGGAGGUAUCUGGUGAACCCCAGAAAAGCCAACUUGUUUGUAAACUGGUAAUGGACACCGGACCCAUGUACCUCAACGUGAGCGGCAAAUUUGUGUGGCUGACCAACUACUCUGAAGCUAGCUGCAGCUUGUUCUAUCACUGGCGGGGAAAGAAAUGGGGAGGAAAGUCCAUUCCAGAAGAUGUACAAAGUGCUGGACUUCUGACACUGGACACGCUUUCUCUAAGGGUACAAAUCAACUGCACAGUGGAUGGAAGGCCACUGGAAGUGGAAACAGUGACUGCCUGGGGAGAGAAAUUGGAACUGGAUUGGCAGCUCAUGCAUGGAGUCCCAGUCUGGAAGAAGGCUGGUCUCCCAGCCAGGAGCUGGCUGCAUGCCGCUGCCCAGUUGGGGAGCCCCGUGGAUCUGAGCUUGGAAAUGAUGAGCGGGCGGUGCAGGCUGACAGGCAUGGGAAAGUUUGGAAGGAAGCCUUUUGAGCAGUGGAGCCUUGUCCUUCACACCUCUUGUCCCCAGCUCCAGCUACCAGAAAAGUUUUUGUUUAACGGUUCGGUGCUCGCUAGCAACUGCGCAGCCAGCUCAAUUGGAGAGGUUGCUUCCAAUGAUACUUUGGUCCAGGUCUGCAACCCUGAAUUCUACAUGGAGAUCAGCCUCAGACACACCUGGCCGUUCCUGAGGUCUUUUGGCCUUGCCCAUGAGAACCAGAUAAGAAUUGCAGCCACGAGAGGGGAUUCAUAUACAGGCCUUUUGAAGGUUGCCCUUGGAGACUGCAAGUUGACAGGCAUUGGGGAACUGAGGGCGGACGACAACGUAACAGCGGCGGAGUGGGGACUCAUCCUGCUGAGUAAAUGUGACCUUCUGGAGGAAGCAGAGUUGCCCCAGAAACUAGCUUCUGAGGGCUUAUUCCUCAUCAAAACCUACAAUGUCAGCUUAGCCACAGACCUCCAGUUGAACAGCAAAAAUGCCACCCUUCGACUGGAGCUCUCUUCUACAGACAAAUACACCAUGAAAGGGACUCUGAGCCACUCUCUCCCUCAUCUCCGUGAUCUGGGGCUUCCUUCUGAAAGCUCAGUCCUGUUUUCUGUCACAAAUGGCUCUGUCCUGGAGGGACUUCUGUUGCUAAGCGCAGGCAGCUGCAAACUUGAGGCCAACGGAGAACUCCAGCCCCACAACAGAACUGAGUGGACACUGGAGAUGGAAACAGACUGCAAAAUCCUACAGGAUCUCAAUAUUCCGAGCUGUUCACAGCUGACUGGGUCUAUUCAGAGGGACGGCUGCCGAGCAGAAUUCCUCAGCGCCCUCAGAUCAGGAGGCAAAGAGGCCCGCUUGGAGGUGAAGACCCACUGCCAGCCAAAGGUCACCCUGGAAGUGGAACUGAGGCAGGAGCUCGGGCUGCUGAGCGGGAUCCCGUCAAACAACAAGCUGUCUGUCCAUUGUGGGAAACAGGCUAUGCGUGACAUUCAUAUUGACCUCAGGUCGGGCGCUUGUGAACUUCGAGCCAACAUAACCUUUCAUGCUGAAAACAAAUUCCGGUGGCAGACAAAGGUGGAGAACCACUGCAAAGCGAUACAGGGGCUUGGAAUCCCAGUAAAAAUGGACGGAUCUGGGCACAUCGUAAUAGAAAAAGCAAGCCUGGAUUCUCAAGUGUUGGUUUCUGCUGGUGACAAUUCUUUGCAUGGACUUCUCAAGUUAACCAUCACAAAUACCAAGCAAGAGCUGCAACUGUUGCUGACCCAUAAUAUCCAAGGAGCCAUUAACCUUGGCAUUCCUGCAAAGAUAGUAGCAGAUUUGAUUUCUCAAAAGACUGGGGCAGUCCGUAGAAGAUUUCUCCAGUUUAGCGUGGAUGACAAGGAGAUUGCAGAGGAACUGAGCUUGACUGUCAAGUCAGAUUAUGUCUCUCUCGAGUGCAAGCUCACCCAUAAUUUAGAGAUUUUGCAAGCAUUGGGAGUAGAAGACCAGAUUGAGUUCCACGUGAUGGUAACCUUUGAAAUGAAUGCCACACAAGAGAGAGAGAUGCAGACUGUGGCAGGACAAACCCUGAUCAUGUAUUUGUCCAACGCCUUUACUGGGGACCAGUCAAGUGACCCUUUCUGCUGCAGUUUCCCUGAGGAUGUGGCCCUGGAGGAAUCUCACUUUCCGAAAGCAAUCAAUCUGAUUUUCAUGCUGCAGAAACUAGGAAAAACAGCCAAACUAGCAUUUCAAGGACAAUAUAAUAACAGAAGUAUGAUUGUGGCCGUGGAUGUCAUCACUGGCUUUGGAAUGGAUGGUUCCUUUGAGCUUACAACAGAAGUGAAGCAUUCGCUACCUCAGCUCAACUACCUUGGGCUCCCUUUCAGCAUUAAGCUGACGCUGCUCGAGGUUCUUUCUGAAAAGAAGAUCGAAGGGGCCCUGAAACUGACAUGUGACCCCGAUGUGAAUCUUACAUUGGUUCUCAAUGCAAAAAGUGAAUUACGAAGUGAAGAAUUACAAAUAAAAUCUCAUCACAACAUGCCCAUUCUUCUCCAGUACUUUCCCAGCGUGGCUGAAAUUUCCUCAAAGGUGUCUUAUCCAACGAAAGAAGCAGAAGGAAAAAUUUCCCUCCAGAUGGAAAACGCAGAUUUUCAGGCCUUGACAAAAAUAACGUUCACUAGGACUAAUCGCACACAAGUUCUUCAGCUUAUGCACACAGUGCCCCAGUUAACAGUCCUUCCAGGACAACUUGUGCUCAUGACAGGCUACCAGAUAAGCAAGAGAAGCCAAAUUUUGAGAGGUUCUGCCUUAUGGAAUAAUAGCAAGGAGAUAAAGUUCAUCAGCACUUACCGUAGACUCUUCCCAAAGGUAUCUGGAGGCCAUGCUAUCAAGGUGGAAAUCUGCCAUCCUCUCCUAAUUCCUUUCCCUCAGCAUUCCACGCUCAACAUGUACGUGGAGCAUUCUGUCCAAAAACACAGGGAUGACCUUACCAUUGGUUGGGAUGACAAAGAACAGGUCGUAGUCUCAUCUUCUCUUAAGUUUGGGAGAGAGCACGUUGGUUACCAUGCUAGAAUCGCACACCCUUUUAACUUCACUUGGAGCCAAAUCGAGGUUAAUUCCCUGACUGAAAGCAGAAGAGGCAAAUACAACCAGCAGGUGCAGCUUGGUUGGAACAGUGGGCAGGAAUCCUAUUUAAAAAUCACUUUCAGAGAUAAGUCCAAAGUGAACGUCACACUUUGGGAUGCUUGCGUCGCGGCUUCUUCUAGCCAGCUACAGGAUGUUUUAACGGUUGGAAAUCUUCAGGCAUGCGGGUCCAUAGAGCAAUCGGCAGCCUUCUUUCAUCAGCACCUAGAUAUGAAGUGGGAUGGCAAAAGAGUCACACAAAAUCUGACAUACGAGAAAAGCAGGCCAUUGGAUAAAAUUCAGGUGGAAGCCAUUUUGGAAAACGUCUUUUUGACUUCCUGUUCCAAUCAAAACAUUCUAGGGAAGGUAGAAACGGACUAUUCUGCUUGGCUUCAUUAUUAUAUGAAUGUCGGAGCCUGUGGCCUUCCCAAUGCAAUUGCGCUCUCUGGAAAACAUCAGCUAAGCAAAAGAGAUUUCUUCCUACAAUCGGAAGGCAAAUUAAGCCUCGCUGGUGAGGAGAGGUCCAUCACAGUAGCCUUAAAGAAUUACAGUGAUGCUGAAGUGAAGAACUACUCAGUGGAAUUUGCAUUAAAAGCUUGGGAGGCUCUUUGGCUGGAUGUUACGGGAAGCUUGACCUCCUCAGCUGUACAAAGCCAGGUCCUGGUGGAGGGAAAGAUGGACGCCAAAGAGAAACUGAAACUAGCAGCUUCCAAAGGGAAGAAGUGUCUUCGUUAUUACAUGGGAUAUUUAAAGGGAGAUUUCGAAGACGGACUGGAGCUCUCAGCUUGUGUGGAUGGCCAGCAACGUGCCGUUCUUAAUGCCUACCUUGUCAUUAAUGGAGUGAGGCAGGAGGACAUGGGGCAACUGGCCUUGGAAGCCACUAACCGAAGCUUAACUUUGAAUGCCUAUUGCCGUGGCAAUCCACUUUUGAAGGCUGAGUCCAGAGUGAAUGAAAUAACAUCCGACCUACAACACAGACUGGUAGCAAAGAUCAAAAGCUUGGAGGAACGAAUUUGGGAGUUCAGAAGAUCGGUACAGCACAUUGGAUUCCUCUACGAUGCUGCUGGCUGGCUCUUAAGAUUCUCCCAGGAGGUAGCAGGAAUCAUCCAAAACGGGUUAAGAAGAGCCACCCAGGUGUGGAGGCAGAGUGGAGUCCAGCAUGCACUGCAGAACGACCUCCCUCUUUAUCUGGGGAAAAUUCAAGACUUUGCUCGGCAGAUGCAGAGCGAGCUGCAAAAGCCAUUAAGGACACUGAAGGAUGCCUAUUAUGACGUGACUUCAAAACCUUGGGAUGAGGUGUGGCAAGAAAGGACAGAAGAGUAUCUGAGGAAGCUUCAGGCUUUGGUCCCCACCAUUGUGAAGGAAGUCUGUCUGAUGGAACCCAUCCAGGUUUCUCUACGAACUUUGAAAACUGGCUUAGAUAUGGCAACACAACAGAUUCUAAGCUGGGCAGAAGCCAAGAUCUCGAAAGCAAUGGCCAAGAUCCAGAAACCUUUAUCGAACCUGUACAGUUUUUCAGCCAGAAACUGCUCCAUGGCCUUGAGGUUGCCAGUGCUGCCCACCGGAGAGCCCGGGCUGGACCCAGCCAAUAUCACAAACUAUCUCAUUGAAGAGAAACUGAUGAAGCCUCUCCGCAGCUUCUACGACAUCAACCUGGUUGCGGAAUAUUACAGAUUCAAGCGGAGCAUGAUGGAGAGCCCUUUUGCACAUCAUGCAAUGUUGAUGGGAUACAGGCACCUGCAGACAUUUGACGGGAAGAUAUACAGCUUGACUACCAAAUGCAGUGUGCUGCUAGCCAAGGAUUUUGUUCACAACACAUUUACUAUAGUCUUAAACCAGGACGACGCUGGAGGGAGGUCCCUCUACAUAGUCAUGGAUGGGACAGUGACCAUCAUCUACCCAGAACAGAAGGCCUACAAGAAGUACAACUAUUCUCUGAUGGAGGAGAAUUGCCAGAAUUUUGUUGUCCCUUUUGAAGAAAAUGAUAUUGCUGUUGGAAGACAAUCAGCUCAUAUAGAAGUGUCCAGUACCAAUGGGGCAUCGUUUUCGUGUGACCUUCGUUAUGACCUCUGUACUCUGACCUUAGAAGGCUGGCAUCAUGGAGCUUCUGCUGGCAUUUUUGGUACCAAUGACAAUGAAGCUGGCAAUGAAUGGAUGCUUCCCAAUCGUUCAUAUUCUGCCAGCAUGCAGGAAUUCACACACGGGUGGCAGGUGAGCAGCCAGUGCAGCCCGGCAAAGAAGAAAAACAAGCUGUGUCCCAUUGCAACGAGCCCUGAUAUCUGCAAAACGUUUUUCCAGGAUUCCAUUUCCAUCUUUAGGAACUGUUUUAAAGUAGUGGAUCCUGAACCAUUCUACAAACUCUGUGUAGCUGACAUGUGUGCGCUGCACAGUAUGAAAGCAGCCUGCACCUUGGCUGCAGCAUUUGUGCACUUGUGCGACAGGAACUUUGUCCCUCUGGAGAUGCCUUCUCAAUGUGAUGGUGAACCUAGGCUGAGAGACAGCAGCUUGCCUAAGGCCCUGCAAUGAGUCCAUGGAAGAGGAGAGAUUCUCACUCAGAUCUCUGAU
Molecule: messenger RNA, 12279 nt
Organism: Eublepharis macularius
Lineage: Eukaryota; Metazoa; Chordata; Lepidosauria; Squamata; Eublepharidae
Gene: APOLTP
Exons: 73
Coding region: 1-12240 (4079 amino acids)
Biological process (GO): lipid transport
Molecular function (GO): lipid carrier activity
Source: RefSeq, a predicted model, not a curated record